This is a messenger RNA of Rodentolepis nana, 939 nucleotides long. The record is from the annotation of a GenBank genome assembly. NCBI's taxonomy places the organism in Eukaryota, Metazoa, Platyhelminthes, Cestoda, Cyclophyllidea, Hymenolepididae.
GUUCUUGAUAGAAAAGUUAACAGCUUGAAAUCUUCAAUUGAUAGCUCAAAUGUCAUUCGGUUGGAUUUCGACAAGUACAAUGAAUUUCUAGUCCAGACGCCAAGAAAUUACUCUGUCAUUUUGAUGUUGACUGCAAUGACCAAAAGUCGAGGUUGCCAUCAUUGCCAAUCCGCUACUGAAGAGUUCUUUAUACUUAUCAAUGCCUUUUAUCAGUCAAAGGCCGACAAAGCCAGAAUAUUUUUUGCAGUUGCAGAUUUUGAUGACGAUCCAAGAAUAUUUGCUUCGUUGAAUCAAAACAUUGUUCCCGUCUUUAUGCAUUUUCCUCCCAAUUCGAAACCCCAUAAAGCAGAUUCAUAUGAUGUUUCAAGAAGUGGAUUAAAUGCAGAAGCUUUAGGCCAGUGGAUAGCCUCUCGAACUGGCAUUCAUUUCAAAAUUGAACGACCUCCAAAUUACUCGGGCUGGUUCUUCGUUGCCGUCACGGCCUGCGUUAUUGGAAUUAUUAUUUAUCUUCGCACGGACAGCUUGCAGAGUAUUUUCAAUCGGUCUACUGUGUCUUACACAAGCAUGAUUAUCAUUUUCUACAUGAUCUCUGGUCAGAUGUGGAAUGGUAUUCGACAUCCUCCUGCUUUUCAAAAUUCAGCUGAUGGGGGUCUGGUUAUUUUCUAUCCGGCAAGCAACUCUCAAUUCAUCUGGGAGACUGUUAUUGUUAUGGCAGUGUAUGCCCUCGUAUCUUGGAGCCUAGUUCUACUAAUUGAAGUCACCAACGCACCCGAUUCUAACAGAAAACGAGUGAUGGCAAUAACUGGAAUCGCCCUUUUUGCCAUCUUUGUCAGUCUCUCCUUAUCACUCUUCCGUAAGAAAAAUCAUGGCUAUCCUUACAGGCAAUUUUCUUUUGAAGUAGCUUUGGACUGUGCCGAUGCUAGUUUGAAUUCUCGAUAA